Molecule: messenger RNA, 693 nt
Organism: Acanthosepion pharaonis
Lineage: Eukaryota; Metazoa; Mollusca; Cephalopoda; Sepiida; Sepiidae
Source: the annotation of a GenBank genome assembly
AUGUAUGAUUCAAAUUCAGUGAUCAACAGCAAAGUACAUCUGGAUUUAGUCGAAGAGAGAAAUCGAGCGACUUUCAAAAAAGAAGAACUUACAUAUUUAUUAUAUGGUGACCGUGAGAAAUACGAGAGAAAAGAAUAUUUGGUUAAUUUAUUUAAAGAUGAUCCAAACAUUAAUGAUGUGAAGCAAGUUCAUUUCCUUUCUCAGGAGGAACUGUUUUCCUUUGUGGUCGAGAAAUCACUUUAUUUUCAAAGACGAUUUGAAGAAUUGAACAUCACAGACCACCAUGAACAGAUGUUAAUCAAAAAUGACUUUUACCCAAAUAUUUUGCAACUCUUCACAUUACAUUAUACUAUAAAGCCGUCAAAAAAGCUGGGUCCCUCCUUCCCCGGUUUUUUCUGGUUUUUUUCCCCCCCCUCUUCCCCCUCUUCUUCUGCCUCUUUCAAGGUUGAUUUUGGGGUGGAGGGAUUACCCCCUCCAUCUUCUCCCCCUGGUGAUUGUUCUUUGCUGUUUCCCUUUUGUUCUUUUUGGGGGUUUUGUUUCUCUUUCGAGACCCCCUCUUUCCUUAACUUCCCUUUGCCUGUUUCUCCGGGUUUCUCCCUCUUUGGUUUUCCUUUUUUAAAGGCCCGGGGAGGGCUAUUCUUUCUUCCCCUUCCCCCGUUUCCUCCUUCUGAAACUUUCUCCGGUUUCUUUUGA